AUGGACUAUCAACAACUACUCAAGGAACUGUUUUACGGAGAUGUCACUGUAGGUGCUCGUUGCCAAGGAGGACAAAUGAGGCGCUACAAAGACACUCUGGAAGACUGUCUGAAGCGUCUCCAAAUCAACACGGCGACCUGGGAGGAACUCGCACAGGACAGAUCUACGUGGAGAAGAACGGCCAAAACUGGCGCAGCAAUCCACGAAGCUAGUCCGAUUGCCGCCGCCAAGGCAAAACUGACAGCUUGCAAGCCUAACAAUCAGCGGACGCACACUGCCACCGCCCAAGCCCUCCCCACGUGUCUGCGCUGUCAGCGCAUCUUCAGUGCACGCAUUGGCUUGGUCGUAUAG
Molecule: messenger RNA, 351 nt
Organism: Dibothriocephalus latus
Lineage: Eukaryota; Metazoa; Platyhelminthes; Cestoda; Diphyllobothriidea; Diphyllobothriidae
Source: the annotation of a GenBank genome assembly